UUAAAUGCAUCGGACCCGUUUUUACAGAAACUACUGCAUCUUCUUCGAGUGGAGAAGAAGACUUCACAGUAUUCUUGAUGGAGCUCUUGAUCAAGUUGUUGUUGCUCGUUCUCACUGCCCUGAAAACCACACAAGGAAGUGAUUCCUGCAACGAAGUGAAGCAUGGACAUGGUCACCCUUAUCUGCACGAAGCGAGCAGCUUCUCGCAGGCAGAAGAGGAGGGAUUCGACUACAUAAUUGUUGGCGGCGGCACCAGCGGGUGCCCCUUGGCGGCCACCCUCUCGCGGAACUACAGCGUGCUGGUGCUGGAGCGGGGCGGUUCCCCGUACGGCAACCCCAACAUCUCUCACAUGCAGAACUUCCACAUCGGCCUCUCGGACACCUCCCCUUCUGCUCCGUCUCAGCCCUUCAUUUCCACCGACGGCGUCAUCAACACUCGGGCGCGGGUGCUGGGCGGCGGCACCUGCAUCAACGCCGGCUUCUACACCAGAGCCAGUCAACGCUACGUGAAGACAGUGGGGUGGGACGCGAAGCUGGUGAACGAGUCGUACCCGUGGGUGGAGCAGAGGAUCGUCCACUGGCCGGAGGUCGCGCCGUGGCAGGCGGCGCUCCGAGACGGCCUGCUCGAGGCCGGCGUUGCGCCAUUCAAUGGCUACACCUACAACCACCUCUACGGCACCAAGAUCGGCGGCAUCAUCUUCGACAAGGACGGUUUCCGCCACACCGCUGCCGACCUCCUCGCCGCCGGGAACAACGACAACCUCAAGGUCCUCCUCCACGCCACCGUCGAGAGGAUCAUCUUCGAACGAAGGGGGCGGCGGCGGCGGCCGACGGCGGUGGGCGUCGAGUUCAAGGACAAUUCCGGCAAGCGCCACCGGGCUCUCCUCAACGGAGGGAGACAGAGCGAGGUCAUUCUGUCGGCGGGGGCCAUCGGCAGCCCGCAGUUGUUGCAGCUGAGCGGGGUCGGGCCGAGGAAGGAACUCAAGAAGCUCGGUAUUCCGGUAGUGAUCGACAACCUGCACGUCGGGAAAGGGAUGGCUGACAACCCGCUCAACUCUAUCUUCAUGCCGACGAAGAAGCCAGUGCGGCAGUCGCUGAUCCAGACUGUCGGCAUCACCCACCCCGGCGUCUUCAUCGAGGCCAGCAGCGGCUUCAGCCAGUCGCCGAACAGCAUCAAGUGCCACCACGGCAUCAUGUCGGCUGAGAUUGGGCAGCUCUCGACGAUUCCACCAGGACAGAGGAGCCUCGAGGCGGUGCAAAAGUACAAGAGAGAGAUAAAGAAAAACCUGCCGAAGGAGGCGUUUCAGGGCGGCUUCAUACUGGAGAAGAUCAGCGGGCCGCUUUCUCAUGGAGGCCUUCGCCUCGUCAACGGCGACGUCCACACGCCCCCGGUCGUAACCUUCAACUACUUCAGCCAUCCGGAGGACCUCCAGCGGUGUGUGUACGGGGUGCGCAGCAUCGAACGGGUGGUGCAAACCAAGCGCUUCGCCGACCUCACCGUCAACGACGCCUACACGAUGGAGGCGCUGCUGAACAUGAGCGUGCAGGCGAACGUGAACCUGAUCCCCAAGCACACCAACGACACUGCCUCCGUGGAGCAGUUCUGCAGGGAUACCGUGACCACCAUUUGGCACUACCACGGCGGCUGUCACAUCGGGAAGGUAGUCGACGGAGAGUACAGGGUGAUUGGUGCCGCUAGGCUCCGGGUGGUGGACGGUUCCACGUUUAACAAGUCGCCCGGGACGAACCCACAGGCCACCGUCAUGAUGAUGGGAAGAUACAUGGGAGUGAAGAUACUGAGGAAGAGACUGGGAAGAGCAGCAGGUGUUUAAGUGAUUGCCGUUCAGUGUGUACCUCGUAGAGAAGAACGUUGAUUUGGUGAUUAUAUUUUGGGAAUUGGAAUUGCUGUGAGAAACUUUAUAAAGAAAGAAAUAUCUAGAAAGAGUUUAUUAAGAAAUAUAUGUUAACUAUUUGUGUUACUCAAUUCAACGAAUCUAAAAGUUUGUCCUAUUUCUUCUUGUA
Molecule: messenger RNA, 2022 nt
Organism: Zingiber officinale
Lineage: Eukaryota; Viridiplantae; Streptophyta; Magnoliopsida; Zingiberales; Zingiberaceae
Product: protein HOTHEAD-like
Exons: 6
Coding region: 78-1832 (584 amino acids)
Molecular function (GO): flavin adenine dinucleotide binding; oxidoreductase activity, acting on CH-OH group of donors
Source: RefSeq, a predicted model, not a curated record